UAAAAAAGCAUUUUAACAUUCGAGUAUCUAGACAGCGUAAAGGAGCCAAAACAAAACAAAAAUAUCUUUCCAUGGUAAUGGAUGCCAAAAUGGAUAAGCACUAACUCGAAUUUUAAAAAAUAAACAUCGAAUUUAAAUCUAUUGGAACUUUCACAACUUGAAUCUAUGGGCGAAACCUGUGAAAAACAUGGCUACGGCUGGCCCUAACAACUGUAACCGUAAUUCGAUGCAAAAAUAUAGACAAACCUGUUAAAUUAUUAUAUUAUUAUCACUAUUUAUUUUUGCAUUGGAAGCCACGGAGCGCUGCAAAGCAAGGCAUCAGGAUUUAUUAUUGCACUGUGUUGUUAUUAGAAUUUCAAAGGAAAAAAAUAACGGGUGAUUCGAGCAGACACCAUGCAAGCUCUGAGAGGUCCCAGCAAAUACGAUGAUGAACCUAGUCGUCAUCCAUCUCUCAAAAUCAAUGCCAAGCAACCUUUUAAUGCUGAAACUCCAAGAACAAUUUUAGUUGAAUCUUAUGUAACACCUGUGGACAUGUUUUACAAGCGUAAUCAUGGACCCAUUCCAGUACUUGAUGAUCCUCAAAGGUACCGUGUCAAAGUUGGUGGAUUAGUGCCAAAGACGUUACUAAUAUCUAUGGAUGACAUAAGGAUGCUUCCAAAAUACACAGUUACAGCCAUAUUGCAGUGUGCAGGCAAUCGAAGGACACCAAUGAGCAAGACAAAGCCAGUGAAGGGGGUCGGGUGGGAUGUAGGUGCACUGGGCAAUGCUGUUUGGGGAGGAGCAAAGCUUUCAGAUCUUCUGAAACUUGCAGAUAUACCUGAAAAUACAGCAAAUACAGAGGCAGGAGGCAAACAUGUUGAAUUUACUAGCGUGGAUGUUUGUAAGGAAGAAAAUGGAGGGCCAUACAAAGCAUCAAUACCUCUGCUACAUGCCACAAAUCCGAAGGCAGAUGUGCUGCUUGCUUAUGAAAUGAAUGGUGAGGUUUUGAACAGGGACCAUGGAUAUCCCCUUCGUGUGGUUGUUCCAGGCAUAAUUGGUGCUCGCUCGGUUAAAUGGCUGGACAGGAUUGACCUGAUUGAGAAUGAAUGCCAGGGUUUCUUCAUGCAAAAGGAUUACAAAAUGUUCCCUCCUACCGUUGAUUGGCACAAUAUCAAUUGGCUUUCUCGGCGUCCGUUAAUGGAUUUUCCAAUUCAAUGUGUCAUUUGCUCUCUUGAAGACGUGUGCUCAAUGGAGUGGGGAAAAAAGGUUAACAUACAUGGCUAUGCUUUGUCUGGAGGAGGACGUGGAAUAGAGAGGGUGGAUGUCUCGGUUGAUGGAGGUAAAACAUGGAUAGAAGCUAGUAGAUAUCAGAAGAGGGGUGUUCCUUAUGUGGCAGAUAGUGAGGAAUGUGACAAGUGGUCAUGGGUGUUUUUUGAACUUCAAACUGAGAUUUACCCCCCAACUGACAUUAUUGCCAAAGCGGUUGAUUCUGCUGCAAAUGUGCAACCUGAGAAAGUUGAUACCAUUUGGAAUCUUAGAGGAGUGCUAAACAACUCCUGGCAUGUAGUUCAUGUCAACAGUACUGCAAAGGCUAUGCGCUCAAGCCUGUGAAUUGACGUAAAGUGAACACUAAAAAGAAAGCUAUGACAGUUGCAAGUUAUUUUCUUUUGCUGGGCUAUAAAUUUGUUAUGUUGUUCAAUGUUCUGCAAUGUAAAAGGAAUAAAGCCUUCGGGAGAAAAUAUGCAUUAUAGGAGAGGAUCAGAUUAAAAGCUCUUCCUUUCACCAUUGAGAAAGGAUUUAUUUUGUAGUGGUUGUACAAAAACGACUACUAACUUAUUUGCAGUUAUAUAUUGGCAUAACUGACUAUCUACAAAAGUGUGUCCACAUAAGGUUGCACGCAUAAGCUUGUA
Cryptomeria japonica (Japanese cedar) is the source of this 1889-nucleotide messenger RNA. RefSeq names its product sulfite oxidase. Gene Ontology annotation, molecular function: molybdenum ion binding; oxidoreductase activity. Gene Ontology annotation, cellular component: mitochondrion. Bases 394 to 1590 code for a protein of 398 amino acids. The record is from RefSeq and is a predicted model, not a curated record. Lineage: Eukaryota; Viridiplantae; Streptophyta; Pinopsida; Cupressales; Cupressaceae. The transcript is spliced from 12 exons.